This is a messenger RNA of Lithohypha guttulata, 1536 nucleotides long. RefSeq lists its product as uncharacterized. The record is from RefSeq and is a predicted model, not a curated record. Gene Ontology annotation, cellular component: THO complex part of transcription export complex. NCBI's taxonomy places the organism in Eukaryota, Fungi, Ascomycota, Eurotiomycetes, Chaetothyriales, Trichomeriaceae. Bases 1 to 1536 code for a protein of 511 amino acids. Gene Ontology annotation, biological process: mRNA processing. The transcript has a single exon.
AUGGUAGUCGAAACGCAAAAGAGGUCGAGAGUUGCAGACACGACUUCGGAAGGAGCGAUCAACGCUGCGUCCGUAGAUCAACUUAAUGGUGCUCAACGGCCAGAUCUCUUGCACAUUCAAACAGACGACCUUCCCAAUAGCGAGAGUCGCCGUCCCAGUAACGACCUUGACAAUCUGCAUUACUCGGCCUCAACUUCCAACUUGACCAAUCCUCAUCGUCUGUCCAUAGCUGAGGUCACAGAAGACCUCAAGCCUAUUCUACCAGCAGCCAUCUCUUCCUCGACUCAAGCCACGAUAUCUAGAGUGAAAACAUACGAUAACAUGUCCAAGUUUACAGUACUGUCGGAUGGUGAAGAAGAAGACGGUCUGCAUGCAAAGAGAUUGCUCAACGUCGAGGAGAAAUCUUUCAAAAGAAUUCAGAAGCGACUACUAACGCCGACCAAUGUGAUACAGAGUUACCUGAGAAGGCGGCCGGUUGAUUCAAGUGCGCCUGCGCCUAAUGCCUCGGCUUCAGCUGAAGUCGUUUCAGAGCCUGAAGAGGGUGAUGAGGGCGAGGAAACAGCAAUUGCAGACGUCCCAAAAACGGAAGAGGAAAUCAACGCCUACCUAAAGAACCUGGAAACCUUCACACACUCGACCCUACACGACUUCUCCUCUCUCACAACCAGUCUCGCCAGGCUGCAGUUCCUCCUCACAAGCAAUGCACGCGAACGCGAACGUUAUGCGACACAGUCCGAGGAAAUCACACACCAGCAUACCACUAUUCGUGGUGAGACUGCCCAGCUGAGGUCACGCCUCUCAGAAGCCCGCCAGCAGCUAGAAGUCCGCAAAGGGUGGGACAAGCACGCUGAGAAGGUCCUCUGGGUCGAUGGUAAAGUUGGUGGUGAAAAGGCAAAGACAAGAGAAGAACUUACCAGAGAAAGUGACAAGCUCAGGGCCGAGAUUGAAGAGCUCGAACGAGAAGGCGAGGACAUGCAGCAGCAAUGGUUGGAUCGCAGACAUGCACUCGCCAAUGUUAUCGGUGAAUCUCGAAGGCUGAGACGUGUGGUUCGUGGUGAGCCGGAGCAGGUCGAGGAUGCAAGGUCAGAACGAGACCACGAAGGCGAGGAUGGUGAUCAGCAACAACGUCGCGAAGAAGACGAUGCACAUACUAAUAUGCUGGAGCGGCCCGAAGGUCAUGAAGGCGGGUCAAGUAAUGUUGGCACACCCAGACCGCUCGACGAAGGAGUCUCAACACCUGCACACAUACCAAUUGACAGCAGCGGUAUGACUCCUCGAUCAACCACAGAAGCAGGAGCAGGAGAUGAAGUUGGCGUGGCAGAUGCGAACACACCGAUACCUGAACCUACCAUCACUGAGAACGUCCUUAAACAAGAAGCAGCUAAUACACCCGAAGAUGCCGACAUGGCUGAUGCUUCUUUCGUGCAGCAAGAACAGCAAGGCACACCCAGAGUCGUCGUCCCUCAAGUCACAGUCGAUGAAGCUGAGAAGGACGAAAUGGAGGAAGGUGAAGAUCACGAAAUGAAGGCGAGCUGA